Molecule: messenger RNA, 1173 nt
Organism: Corylus avellana
Lineage: Eukaryota; Viridiplantae; Streptophyta; Magnoliopsida; Fagales; Betulaceae
Gene: BZIP53
Product: basic region/leucine zipper motif 53
Biological process (GO): positive regulation of DNA-templated transcription
Cellular component (GO): nucleus
Molecular function (GO): DNA-binding transcription factor activity; transcription cis-regulatory region binding
Source: RefSeq, a predicted model, not a curated record
AAAAACCUUCUUUCCCCUUCAUAUUUCUCCAUUUCCUUAAUCUUCGCGUCAUUUCCCUCUUCCAAAGAGCGAAAGAAAGAUCGUUAUCCUCUUUGUUCAUCUAGAUUCUCUUGCAAUUGCAAAGGCCGUUUGGUUUUUCGAUUGGGUUAAGAUCUUGGAUCCUAAUCUCUGAUCUGAUUCAAAUCUAGGGUUUUCUCUUCCGAUCACCCCAAUGAAUUUAGAUUUUGUAUGACAUACGCCAUCCUCAUGCGUCGAAUUCGUUUGGUCCACUCGUUCUCUGUUGUGUUUCUGUACUGGUUCUACGUUUUCUCAUGAAUUAUUUCCAGAUCUAAUUGAAAAUAUCUGUUUCUGUUUGCUUAUUCCUCAAAUUUGUAGUAGUCUAACUCGUAGAACCCUAAUUCUCCGUGAAUUUCACGAAUUUCGUUUCCUAAUUCAUUCAAUUAAGAAUUCAUAACCCCGAUUUGGUAACUUUUUUUGGGGGAAAAUAUACUAAUGGCUUCGAUUCAACGACCUGCGAGCUCUGGAUCUGACGGCGACCCUAGAUCCGCUACGUUCGAUGAGAGGAAGAGGAAGAGGAUGCUCUCGAACCGCGAAUCGGCUAGGCGGUCCCGGAUGAAGAAGCAGAAGCAGGUGGAGGAUCUGACCGGCGAGGUGAGCCAGUUGCAAAUCGCAAAUUCUCAGCUGGUGCAGAGCAUCAACGCCAAGGAGCAGGCCUAUAUGGCGAUUGAGUCCGGUAACAAUGUUCUCAGGGCUCAAGCUCUGGAGUUGACCGAUCGCUUGCGGUCCCUCAACUGUGUCCUUCAGAUCAUCGAGGAGGUGAGCGGAUUCGACGUGGAUAUCCCGGAGAUACCCGACCCGAUGAUGAACCCGUUGCAGUUCCACCGUCCGAUUCAUCCGAUCAUGGCGUCUGCUGACAUGUUUCUGCUUUGAUCAAAGCGAUCAUGAUGCUUAGGAAUCAUCCAGCUAUUUCGUGCGAGUCAUUUUGUUAUCUAGAUUUACAUGGUUGAGUCAUUUUGUCGUGUAGAUUUACAUGGUCGUUUAGGUUUUUUAGAUGGUGUCGGGUUAAUUUGAUAAAUAAUGGGGUGUGCUAUGAAGCGUGAGCUUGAUUGAUAUGUGUAUGGUGGUCGUUUUGGUUUGGUUCUCUGUUUGGUAUGUGAAAAGAGUUUAAUAUUA